AUGCCUGAGAAAUACUAUGUCACUUACAACGAGGUGCACAAGCUGUGCCAGAAAUCCGCAGACGCGAUCCUCGAUGGUCACCAGCCGAAUCUGAUGAUUGCCAUUGGUGGCGGUGGUUAUAUCCCUGCUCGAAUCCUCCGCUCCUUCUUGAAGCGCCCGGGCGAGCCCAACAUCCCUAUCCAGGCAAUCGGUCUGUCUCUCUACGAGAAUCUCGGCUUCGACGACCCCGAGGAGGUUCCUGGAACCAAGGUUACGCGAACGCAGUGGUUGGAUUUGAGCUCUCUGGAGAUGGCCAACCUGAUCGGCAAGAACGUGCUCAUCGUGGACGAGGUGGACGACACCCGCACGACUCUUGAAUACGCUGUCCGGGAAUUGGAGAAGGACGUUGAACUUGCGCAGAAGAACCUGGGCCGUGAGGGUGAAAAGACGACGUUUUCUAUUUUCGUUUUGCACAACAAGAACAAGUCGAAGAAGGGCAAGCUGCCCGAUGAGAUGAUGUCCGCCGGCCGGUAUCACGCCGCCGUCACUACCGGCGAUGUCUGGAUCUGCUACCCUUGGGAAGCCAAGGAUAUUGACGAACAUGACGCACUCGCAAAGAAAAGCCCAGUUGUGUAG
Messenger RNA from Talaromyces rugulosus, 615 nucleotides. RefSeq lists its product as uncharacterized. NCBI's taxonomy places the organism in Eukaryota, Fungi, Ascomycota, Eurotiomycetes, Eurotiales, Trichocomaceae. The transcript has 5 exons. Gene Ontology annotation, molecular function: hypoxanthine phosphoribosyltransferase activity. The record is from RefSeq and is a predicted model, not a curated record. The coding region runs from base 1 to 615 and encodes 204 amino acids. Gene Ontology annotation, biological process: XMP salvage; IMP salvage; GMP salvage. Gene Ontology annotation, cellular component: cytoplasm.